Symbiodinium sp. CCMP2456 is the source of this 747-nucleotide messenger RNA. Lineage: Eukaryota; Dinophyceae; Suessiales; Symbiodiniaceae. The record is from the annotation of a GenBank genome assembly.
AUGAACAAGCCAGGGCUCCACAUGGUGAUUGGAGGCAAGAGCCUCGGGAAAAGCAAAGUCCUCGAGCGUAUGUCCACUGCGAAGUUUCAACAACAAGAUCCAUUGCUCUUGGUGGACAUGCGGAUUCCUCCUCGGAUGGGGUCCACGGAUGUCUUGGAGUGCCUGCAGGAGGUAGCCAAGAGCAGGUGGACCGAGGACACCAUGCCUGACUGGCUUCAGCCUGUUAUGGGAGAGUUCCUUCCGGUGCUGAGCAAGGCAGAAGCGAGGGAAAGCGACCAGGGCUUGAAGGUGGUUGCAGCAGCUGCCGCAACAGUCGCGGCAACAAUGGGUGCAAAGAAACCCAGCCGGUUCGUCGAGGAGUUCGUCGCAGCUGCCAGUGCUGAUGGCCUGACUCCCGUCAUCAUCAUCGACGAAGCUAGCAUAGCCUUUCCUGACGGCAAGGGUGGCAACGGGAAUGGUAAGAAGGCUGCAGCGGAAGCUGCCCUCGCCCUCUUCGUGGCUAUCAGCAAGCAGCAGAGGAAGGCUUGCGUGGUCCUGGUGGCCUCCGAGUACGCCUUCCCUUACCGGAUUGAGCAGCUGGGUAGGGGCAAGUACGACUCGCUAAACAUCAUCGUGGCACCCGAAGUUGAGGAGGCGUUCUACGACAACUUUGGUGGCGACAUCUUCUUGUGCAGCCAGGCACUCUCGAAGCUCACCCUGGAGUUCAGCCUGGGUGAUGAAGUGGACUUCGACUCAUACUACAUGUGA